AUGUCUUACAACGAUGACAAUCAACGUGGUGGCUCGUAUGGCGGUGACAGCUAUGGUUCCUCUGGUCAAGGCAACGACAGCUAUGGCUCCUCUGGUCAAGGCAACGAUAGCUAUGGCUCCUCAGGCCGCACCGGCGGAGGCCUAGGAUCCGACGAUACCUACGGUAGUUCAGGUCGCACUGGAGGAACCUCGGGCGGCGGCUACGACGAUUCUAGCCGCACCGGUGGCAGCUCCGGUGGCGGCUUCGGUGGCGACGAUACCUACGGAGGCAGUGGCCGAACCGGAGGUGGCCUAGGAAAUGAUGACACUUACGGUAGCUCUGGAAACACUGGUGGGUUCGGCUCUGGCCAAGGCAAUGAUUUUGGUGUGGCAGAACCGGUGGUCAAUCCUCCGGUGGCUUCGGCACAAGUGAUGACACCUACGGUUCGAGCACAGGCGGCAGCGGUGGCUAUGGGGACGACCGCUCUGGAUCUCGCCGAGAUGACUUCGGCUCUGGUGGUCGCACUGGCGGCGGACUUGGUACGCAUGACAUACCCAUUGGGGUCGAAUCCCGAACAUUUGUACUCAUCUGACCUAGGCACCGAUGAUACUUACGGUGAUGCCAGUCGUACUGGCGGUGGCUCUACUGGCAGUGACAACGAUUAUGGCUUGGGCUCGGGUCGCACUCAACAACAAAAUCAAGGCGGCUAUGGCGGUGGCAGCCGCGAUGACGACUAUUCAAGUGGUAAGGGGGGAGACUCUACCACCGGCAAAAUCUUGGAGAAAGCCGGCAGUCUUUUCGGCAGCGGCAAGAUCCAGGAGAAGGGUGCGGAGAAGAGACGUGAUGCUGGUGGCGACGACUCCAACUAUUGA
Messenger RNA from Capronia epimyces CBS 606.96, 852 nucleotides. RefSeq lists its product as uncharacterized. NCBI's taxonomy places the organism in Eukaryota, Fungi, Ascomycota, Eurotiomycetes, Chaetothyriales, Herpotrichiellaceae. The transcript has 5 exons. The record is from RefSeq and is a predicted model, not a curated record. Bases 1 to 852 code for a protein of 283 amino acids.